Molecule: messenger RNA, 993 nt
Organism: Ostreobium quekettii
Lineage: Eukaryota; Viridiplantae; Chlorophyta; Ulvophyceae; Bryopsidales; Ostreobiaceae
Source: the annotation of a GenBank genome assembly
AUGCUGCCCAUUGGACACAACAAGCAGAGUCACCCAAGCAUCUUACCGAGCCAAGUUUCCGAGCCUCUUUUCCUGUUGUUUGCACACAAGUCAUCGAGACAUGUCGGAUGCAGCCCAUGCACGCUGUGUUUUCGUUCAGGAUCACGCGUCUCGAAAGUCCUCAGGAAGGCUCGCCCAAAUGGCCUGGCACCCAGUGCAGCGCUCCCGCCUGCGGCGCAGGACAUCUUUGUGGAUUCGGCUGUAUUGGGGUCCAUAGGCAGUUCACUCUCAGACGCACUUUAUGACAUCGGGCAGCAGAUGGACAGCCUUGUCAAUCAGCAGCUUGCAGUUGUGGGCCCAGCCACCUUUGCUGUCGUCCUGCUUGCGGGCCUGUUGACAAGCCUCUCGCCGUGCACACUCAGUGUACUGCCCCUCACGAUCGGCUACAUUGGGGGCUACAGCAAGGGCAAUGAAGGGGAAGGCUCCAGCCUUGUGGGGCGAUCUGCUGCAUUCUCAGCUGGCCUGGCAACCACCUUGGCUUUGCUAGGGGUUGUGUCCUCUGGAAUCGGAAAGGCAUACGGUCAGAUAGGGAAUGGACUGCCGAUUGGUGUUGCCAUUGUGGCCAUCGCCAUGGGGCUCAACCUGCUUGAAGUUGUGCCCAUUCAGCUGCCAUCGGUAGAUGUGGACGUGAGGGAACUGGGCCUAGGACCAGAGGUGCAGGCAUUUCUCGCUGGCCUCACAUUCGCCCUUGCUGCAUCGCCGUGCAGCACCCCUGUGCUCGUUACUUUGCUCGCCUACGUGUCAUCCACACAAGACCCUUUGCUCGGUGGCGCUCUCCUCCUGUCCUACACUUUGGGAUAUGUAACUCCACUCUUGGUGGCAGCAACUGCAACGGGAGCCCUCACCAAGAUUCUGUCCUUGCGGAAAUGGUCAUCCUGGCUAACACCGGCGAGCGGCGUGCUGUUGGUAUCUGGCGGAACGUAUGCGUUGCUUUCGAGGGUGAUCCCAGCAUAG